CUAAAUCAGGCUGUGGUAUUUGGAAGAAUAAUGGUGAGCACCAUGGAGCUAACAGUUACUUCAGGAAAAUAAUUCAAAAUAUUAAGAAUGCGAAACAUUGCCUUAGGCCAAACUGAUAUCAAGGAUUAAAUGAACAGAAAUCUGGGCCUCUUCAAUGGUUCAUUUUAUUCAGAAGCGGAAAUUCAAUUGUGCAUGAGAAUUCAAGACAUUUCCCAAACAACAGCUUCUUGUGAAUUUCAGCUUCAUUCAAUAGAUCCAGUCAUGUGCCGAAACAACACAAGGUCUCCAUUUGUUGCGGGAAGGUUCAAGAUACCCAAAUAUACAAAUCUUGAAGACUUCAGCAUUUUAAUUACAAGGCCACGAAGAAUGUUCGUUGAUGGGACAUUUGAAUGCUAGACUCCUGCACCUGUUCUUUGGCCUCAUUUGGCAUCAAGUGCCUCUUCUGCCAACCUGUUCACUUAGAGGUGCUGUUGGAAGUACUACAACUCUGCAUUGAAGACUUCUGACAGUGUAACACAAGGUAGCCAUCAGAAGGACUUGCGACCAGCAUUGUAUCUAGCCAGGCUUAUCUGGAUAACUACUUCCACCUCUGAGACGAGAUAUGAACUUUGAACCCAGACAGCUAUGAAAGGUUUAGGAGGUAAUCGAAGCCGUCACCUUUCUGACAACUGUGAACCAACAAGUGACCAAAUGUACCCGACCCCCAUCCAGGAAAGAAACCCCUACCUGCUCAGUCCAGCGGACUCCUAUCAGAUGGAGCAUCAUCGCUUCCCUGCUUCAAAUGCAAUGCAGGCAGAUUGCCUCCUGCCCUUGAACAAUCAGAUUGCCAGCAGCACCUUUCCCAGGAUCCACUACAAUUCGCACUUUGACCUACAAGAUGACUGUAGUUUCACCCCGAAUACUUCCACAAGCAAAAUAAAUCGCCUUCCUGCCAACCUGUUGGACCAGUUUGAGAAGCAGUUGCCGAUUCACAGGGAUGGGUUCCACACACUGCAGUUCCAGAGGAGUGACAACAAACACCGAAGUGAAAGUCCAGGUCGGAUACGCCACCUUGUACACUCUGUGCAAAAGCUCUUCGCAAAAUCUCAGUCCCUUGAGGGUUCUGGCAAAGGAAGUAUGAAUGGCAGCAAAUUCAGCUCUGAUGACCCCAAGCAGAGCAAGAGAAGCAAGAGCAAGGACCGAAAAUUGGAAUCAAAACGCAGAACAAGAACAAACAUAUCAGGCUGGUGGAGUUCAGAUGAUAACUUGGAUAGCGACAAUUGCAAUUAUCGAAACCCAAUGAGUUUAAUGACACUUGGGAGGCGCCCCGAUCAUGGGCCUGCUAAAUACUUAAUGAAUGCCUAUAACACAAUCAGUGAACAUACGCUUAAAGCUUCAAAAAGCAAUAAUGAUUUGAAAUGUACACCAUGUGUCAAUAUACCAAUAAACGCUGACUCCAAGUACAUAAAGAGAGGUUCCUGGUCCACACUCACCCUAAGUCAGACCCGAGAAGUUUGCCAAAAAUCAUCUGCUACAAUGGAUAAGGCGCUGUUGAAAUCCAGGUCAUAUCACCAUGACCUUGCUUCUCAGUACUUGAAGGUCCCUCUUCAUGAAGACUGGAAUAGCACUCUUUCACGUGGAAAAGUGGGAGAAAUUCCCUGUCGGCGAAUGCGUAGUGGCAGUUACAUAAAGGCAAUGGGAGAUGAUGACAGUGAGGACUCUGAGAUGAGCCCCAAACCAUCCCCGAAGACUGCAGCACGACGUCAAAGCUAUCUGAAGGCCACGCAGCAGUCUCUGAGUGAGCAGAUCAGCCAGCGGAACCAAAGCUAUCUUGCAUCAGUGAGUGAGUCCAUCCACAGGAGUCUUGAUUGCCUGGAUACAGUAGAACUGAGCUCUCCCAGUUUCCAUGGAUGGAAUGAAGAUGAUAUGGGAAGCACAGACACCCUCAAAUCCAACCCUAUUAACCAGGAGCAAGAAAUGGAUUUUAGCAAUCAAUAUGAAAAUAUCUGCGAGUCUGUCUUCAAUGAGGUGGAUUCCCAGGCAGUGGAUGCUCUGGACCUGCCCAUACCCGGCUGUUUCCGCUCAAGAAGUCACAGCUAUCUAAGAGCAAUCCAGGCUGGCUGUUCUCAGGAUGAUGACAAUGUAUCUGUCCGUUCAGUGUCUCCCCCACCUAUAACAACCACAGUUAGAACCAUGCAAACCAACACCAUGUCAUCGUGUAUAACCACUUAUAAGAAGACUCCUCCACCAGUUCCACCGCGAACCACAUCUAAACCAUUUAUUUCAGUUACAGUCCAGAGCAGUACAGAAUCGGCACAAGACACAUACCUUGACAAUCAGGACCACAAGAGUGACAUCAACAGUCAAUCUGGUCUCAGCAAUUCUUCAGACAGCUUGGAUAGUGCCAGAGCUCUGAACAGUACUAAAACAGGAAGUGUCAGUGCUCCGGUUCGUGAACAGUCAGAGAGCCAACAUCGAAAUGCUACAGUGACAACUGAAAAGGGAUCACUCAUCAGUGAGGAUCCAAAGUUGGAAACUCCCCCAAAAAGAAAGCUUUCUUCUAUUGGAAUACAGGUUGACUGUUCCCCGAACUUAAUUAAAGAACAAGAUUCUCAACUGAUCAACAAGUUCCAGUCCAUUGGAAUACAAGUGGAAGACGAGUGGCAUUUAAGCCGCUCCAGCAGCAUGACGUCAAAACAAGAAACUGACUCUGAUACACAGGAAUGUAGUAAUUUUACUGCUGGAUCCCAGGACAAAAGCAAUCAAUUUUCUGAUUCAACCCAGCAUCAUAAUGUCUCAAACACCGAACCUCCUGUACGGCAGCAUGCGAAAGGCUCCCAGACAAAAAAUAAAGCUUUUGCUUAUAGUGAUAACUUAGACCCAGCCCUAGAUCCAUCCUCUUUACCACCGCCAGAACCGUGGUUAGAAUCUGCUAACAAUCUCCCCGUCGAACCAGUUCAUGCUGCUUCAUGUCGUCGGGAUGGCUACUGGUUCUUGAAACUGUUGCAAGCAGAGAAAGAAAGAAUGGAAGGAUGGUGCCAUCAAAUGGAGAAAGAAACCAAAGAAAAUAAUCUAUCUGAAGAAGUCCUAGGAAAAAUCCGAAGUGCAGUGGGAAGUGCACAGCUUUUGAUGUCUCAGAAAUUACAGCAGUUCCACGGUCUCUGCGAGCAGAAUCUGAACCCAAAUGCAAACCCACGACCUACUGCACAAGAUUUAGCUGGUUUUUGGGAUAUGUUGCAGCUUUCCAUUGAAGAUAUUAGCUUGAAAUUUGAUGAACUGUAUCAUCUCAAGGCAAAUGACUGGCAACUCAUUGAAAUGCCAGAAAAGAAGGAAGAGAAAAAGCUGCCUCCUCCAGUGCCAAAGAAACCAGCAAAGGCUAAAACUCCUUUAAAUCGUGAGAAACUGACAGAUUCAGCUGACAAGCAACGCCAGGAAGCUCGCAAGCGAUUAAUGGCAGCUAAGCGAGCUGCGUCUGUACGGCAGAACUCUGCAACAGAGAGCGCAGAUAGUAUUGAAAUAUAUGUCCCUGAGGCACAAACCCGUCUGUGAAUUGGAGUGUAUCUUUUGUAUACAUUUUGGGCCAACUUCAAAACUUCAGUGGUCUGUGCUAUUCUACAAGCAACAAUAAGCAUCGAUAAUAGAAUACAAUGCUUAUUAGUACAUUUGGCAUUGCUAUUCGAUGUCAGACUCCUAAAAUUCUUUAAUGUUAAAUCUGAUAUCUCAUCAGUGUGUACAUUGGUUGCCAUGCUUCCCUAUCAUUUGCAUGGCUUUGUCUUACCCACUGCAGUCAACUUUUCUGUAAACAAAUUGCUUUGUGUUUUAUUCCUCAAUGGCAAAUUGUGUUGUAUCUAGCAUAUACAGGAAAAGGACUGGCUUAUUUUGGGGGAAAAAAAAGUACAUCAAUUCUUCUUUAACUGAUGAAAAAUUUGAAGGAAGAUGACGUUUCUUGGAUAACAAAACCCGAGCUCAAUUUUAUUGGGUUGUUGCUACUUCUGUUCUGAGAAAUGUAUUCAUGUAAUUCAUCUGCAGAAACUAUAGCUUUGCAGAAUAUGCUUCCAUUGGCUCUGUAAAUUUAGAGUGCUGCUGUAAAAUGAUGUAAAACCACUCUACCAUUCAGUAGAGCAAAGCAAUAGAGCAUUUAAAUGUUCUCACAUUUUUUUCAAGUGUACAGAAGUGACAUAAAAAAACUGUUCAGAAUUGUAGAAUCAUUUUAUGAAACAAGCACAUACAGGUAAAAGGUUUUAUCACACCAAUCUGGUAUUAGAACCUUUUAGAAUGUGUUCUUGGAUUUUGCAGCCAAAAUUUUAAAGAAUUUGUCUCAUUUGUUAUGGUUAUUUCCUUAAUCUAGUAGUAGCUUAAAGUGGUUGUUUAUAUGUAGAUAACUAGUUAAGAUUUUAAGCAUACAGAUGAAGAUAAAUUAUGGAGAGAACCAUUGUUUUGAUUGACUUAAGAAUCCUGUUAGGUGCAAGUGUCCUGUUCAAAAAAAAGUUGGUGAACUUUCAUAAAGUGAAGUAAGCACUACCUAA
Messenger RNA from Pristis pectinata (smalltooth sawfish), 4505 nucleotides. RefSeq names its product disks large-associated protein 4-like. Bases 625 to 3528 code for a protein of 967 amino acids. The transcript is spliced from 15 exons. Gene Ontology annotation, cellular component: glutamatergic synapse; postsynaptic specialization. Gene Ontology annotation, molecular function: molecular adaptor activity. The record is from RefSeq and is a predicted model, not a curated record. Gene Ontology annotation, biological process: signaling. Lineage: Eukaryota; Metazoa; Chordata; Chondrichthyes; Rhinopristiformes; Pristidae.